GAGCAGCUCGUGUCGUGUGACGUUUCACCAGGAGGCGGAGCUUGGAGCGCUGUUUUGUGGGUAACCUAACCAAACGUGUGUCGUCUUCUCUUCAUAAAAUGAUAUAACUGAGAAGAUAAAAAGAAUUCUCUGACGCGAAUUACGGUUGAUGUUAGUCAUAAUCAAAUCUUUAAAUUACUCUUUUCGUACAAAAUGUGAAAACAAAAUACGCGAAAUUUGUCGUACUCCUCGAUUUGUGUUUAUAGAGAGCGUCACGGUCAAGUAUGGUCUACGUGUCAGAGGGUAAGAUCCAAUGCUUGCAAUGUUACAAUCGUUUGGUGUUAAUGGAAUGUUUUUUUGUGCCAUUGAAGAAAUCUAAUAUGCAAAUACAGACUGCACAACAUAGCUAUGGAAAGAGUGGAAAUUGAAUUUUCUAUAACGAAAUUCAUUAGUGUCAUACAAUAUCUUUGGUGAUUAGGUCGUUGAAUCUCUCUUAAUGGGCACAUAGUAUUUUCUUUGUAUUGUUGUAGAAUUAAAAGUUUAAAUUCAAUUCUUUCAUUGUGUGCGAACUGUACGAAAAACGAUAAAUGUGAGUACUGUUCUCGAGUUAGGAUUGUGCUUCUGAAACAAAGAUGACCAUGUCGUGUCAAUCCAACUGUUCUGGGCUGUUUUAAGUUCGUGCGAAUUUUCAUGAAAUAAGUGUUUGAGGUGCUAGGUUAAUGACGUGUACUAGAGUGACUCGCACAUUCAUGACGCUUUGGGAUUUGCAUGUGAAGUGUACAAACAUACGUUUGUUAAGAGAUGGCGUGGCUUAAAGGACUGGCGGGGAAAGCUGAAGACUUCCUCAAUCAAAUAGACCAAAAUGCCGCUGUCGCCCUUCAGGGUGACAAGAAAAUAUCUAGUUCAAAGGAAACGCUACUAACAGAAGUAACCUGGGAAAGCCAAACACCUAACAGAGAUAUUCUAAGUAAAUCAACAAAUAAUUGGUCUCCUGUAACUCCUGCUACAAUUCCAACUGUUAGAUCCACUCCUAACUUGAAUAAUCUGAGUCCUGCUCGCUCCACACCAAAGAAGCAAAACGAUGAAGAACUUAUAAGUUUUCUCAAUAGCUCUGAACCUAUACCUAAAGUUGAAGUUACUACUCAGAUGCCACAGUCUUUACAACCUGAAGUAAACAUGCACAGUGAAACAGACGGUCACACAUUCGUACCUGUUAAAUUUGAAACCCUGAAUGAAAAGCCAUUAAAUCUUGUAAAUUCAGAAAGUUCCCGAUCUUCUUCAAGAAGAUCAUCUCCCCAGGAAAUUAUAUCUGAUACUGUACCUAUGAAUUCAGUACAACCUACAGCUAUUGUCACAACAGAUAAACCAAAUGGUAUAAUAGCAAGUAAUCAUGUGUCUGACAUCAACACAGAAAAUGAAAUGUUGAGAAAUGAACUGCGCACUCUCAACAAUGAAAUGUCCUUGCUUCUCCAGCGAGCAAAGAGUGCAGAGAGAGAAUGUCAAAACCAGCAAGUGUUGCUUUCUCAACUCCAGGAACGAGCAGAUCUGGUGAAUCAGUUAGAACAAGAACUUCUGACAGCUCGACAACAGUCAAUUGCAUUUCAGGAGAAAUUGCGGUCGCUGCAAGUUGAAAAUGAAAAACUCGUGCAGUCAAACGACAACAAAUCUGGCAAAGAAGCAGACAAAGCUCUGCAGGAAGAAAUGGAGAAAAUAAAAAGUAAACAUAAACAGGAAAUAACUACAAUGGAAAGCCGAAUUGAGAAAAUGAAGGAAGAACUUCAAAAUUAUGAGCAAAAGUUUUUGGAAGUUAAACAACAGUUGUCUCAGAGAGAUAACACAACAGCCUCUUUACAGCAACAACUGGAAAGAGCACGAUCAGAAGCACAAGCAUCUCGAGAAGAACUGGAUCAGUACCGACUUCGAGCUCAGCGCAUACUGCAAGACAAGGAGAAGCUUAUCAAUGAGUUGCGCGGAGAAGGCCAAAAUGCACAAGAUGGACAGGAUGACACGAUAGUUUUGGAACUGCAGCAACUUCGACAAGAACGUGAACUUUUACGCGAAGAGACUGCGCAAACUACUGCACGACUGCAGGCAGUUAGGGAUGAACUGCUAGAGGCUGAGAAACGACUGGAGACAUGCCGAGAACAGGCAGCAGACACACAGCUCAAGCUUCAGGAGAAAUUGGCAGAAGAGAGGAAAAGGCGCCAAGCUGCAGAGGAGGACUGCAAAUCUCAUGGAGAAGAACUGAGGUCAGUGCAAGAUGAACUCUCAAGGCAAAGAACCCUAUUAGCUACUCGUGUACGUGAACGGGAGUUAGAGCUUACACGAUUGCGCACUCAGUUGGCACAGCGACCUACUUCUCCCACAGAUGAUGAAUUGGAAUCCAGACUGCACACACUGACACAGACAUUGCGUAAAAAUGAAGAAAUGAUGACACUUCUUCAGCAGAGACAAGCUGGUGUAAUCAAUGUAAAUGAUACUGAUGAUGCCAAAGCUCAAAUUCCACGAUUCUUUGUUGAGACUCCAUUUGAUACAGGCAUGACCCGAAGAGUGAAACGAGCUUAUUCGUCUCUGGAUGCUGUGAGCAUUCGCACGGGAGUGUUCCUACGACGUUAUCCAUUGGCUCGCAUUCUUGUCCUCUGUUACAUGGUGUUGUUGCAUUUAUGGGUGAUGCUGGUUCUUUUCACAUACACUCCUCAAGCUCAAUGACAGCUGCUUCUGAAGAAUGGCAAAUAGGAUGUUAGAAACAGGAAACAUUAUUUAAUAUUUCUGCAGCUUUUCUGUACAUUGGGCAAUGACUAUUCCUUAUACCAAAAUUACACAAACUAUCAAGUACCUUCAAAGAACAUUAUUUCUCACAUGUUAUAUUUAUGUUGAAAUACUUCUGUUAUUUGAUCAUAUGACAAGAUAUGUGUAUAAUGUAUAUUAUUAUAAUGUAAAUACUUUUUAAGUGAUCUUUUUAAAAUUGUAAUAAGCUUUUGUAGAAUACUGUUCGAAUGAUUCCUCACAUACUUUCUCUCUUCUGAAAGGGUUACAGACCAUUUUUUGUUUAAGUUUCUAAAUGUCUAAGAGUUGAGCAAAUCUAAAAAUAUUAAAAAUACUUCUGAUUUUUAUAUGAAUUUUCGGGGUUUCUGAUGUCUAAAAAUUAUUUUAAAUACAUUAGCCUUUUUGUAAUGGUGACGUUAAUGUCAUUGAAAUUUCAAGUUGUUUGCAUUAUUUUUCCUUUCCAUACCUUUGAAAUUACAAGUGCUUUUGGUCACCUAAAUUCACUUGACAUAGAAGAGCCCUAUAUUACUACCACAUUUGUUUAGGAAAAUGGGUCUAAUUUGUUUGGUAUUUUCCUGUGUUUUUAGGCUCAAAUUAAUAUACAAGUAUCAAUUCUUAAUAAAAUAUUUUAAAGAAUUUAAUCAAAUAUGUAUGCCUUUUUCCCUCGUUAAAUAUGUUUUUUCACCAUUGUGGAUGUAAUAUUGUACUUCUCUAAACUACUAUGUUUCUUAAUAAAAUGUUGUAUCAAUCUCAUUAAAGAUAAUUUCCCUAAAAUAACAUAUCAUGAAAUAAUUUUCUGCUAUAUAUUGAAACCUGAAAUUUAUGGAAGGAGCUCACUGAAAUUAUGGGAUUAAAAAAAAACUUUUAUUUAAUAGUUACAAGUUACAUGAAGCAAAACAGUAGUAUUUUAAGUUCAAAGAGGGAGAGGAGAGGAUGUAUGAUGAGUAAUUUGGCUAGAAUUAAUGGCUUCAUGUAUUCUAAGAAAUAUUUCCUCCUCUUAGCUUGUCUUCCAUAUCCUCUUAAUUUUUCUUUCUUAUGUAGAAAACAAUCAUACAUAACCUCUGCCUCUCCGUCAGUUUUCUAUUAAUUAGAUUUCAGUGUAGCGCUAUAUAUUAUGGUAAAAUGAUGUAUUUCUUCAACAUAUUUUUACUUCCAAAGCUUUUGUAACAAUAAAGCGUUCUGGGAGUUUUUAAAAUAAAGCAUUGUGAGACUGUUACACAAUGAAAUAGAGGCAAGUUAUUUUGCGAGAGGCCAAGCCUAUUUAAAGGAAUAUUUUGGAAAUUUAAAAGUCACAAGUAUCCUAGAAUAGUUAAGUGAAUAGGAAGUAACUUUGUCAUGUCUAAUUUUAUUAAAAUUUGUAUUUGUAUUCAAGAUCUAUGUAAUAAUGUCAGGUUCAAGAGUGUAUUUGUUGGUGAGGAAAAAACUGGAAAGUUUACAGUUGAAAUAUAGUGAAUGUCACUUUUGAGUCACAAGUGUAAGGAUAAUUAGAUAUUCUACUUAAUCAGUAUUGAGCAUGUUUUUCUUGAGAUUAUGAGACUAUGUUCUCAGUGGCUCUGAUGUGUAAAACACAAAUAUCAAAAGAGAGAAAAUGUGAGAGGAAUAAUAAUUCUGUGAUUUGUGCUUUUUGAGGUUGAUCAUAAAAUGUAUAAUACAGUGUUGGAUUGAGUGUAAAUAAGAAUUGUGUUGAAUACUGUACUUUUGUCUACAGAUGCGAACAAAUGGCAGAUGAAAUUUCUUUCUUUUAGUUGAUUAUUCACACUUUUUAUUCAUUCCUGCUUCAUCAGUAGAAACAAAAGAAUACCAGGAUUCAUAUUUACAGAAAGUAUGAAAUGUCCAUUUGUCUCAAGAAUAUUUAUUCAAUUGAUUUAUAAAUUGGGAGUAACAGUCAUCAAAUGAUUAUAUUGUGCCUAUAAUUUUGUAUAAUCAUUUAUUUAUUGUAGUAGAAUGUUUUGUUAAAAGUAUAUCAAUAUAAGUGUGAAAAUAUAUUUUUAAACAUAAGACCAAAACUCCAGAUGUCUUCUUUUGAUACUGUGAUACUAGACUAAACUGAUUGGCAGCACAUUUUUUUGUUUGCUUUUAUCCAUUGUGAAAUAAACAAUUCUAUCAUAAAA
Gryllus bimaculatus (two-spotted cricket) is the source of this 4856-nucleotide messenger RNA. Lineage: Eukaryota; Metazoa; Arthropoda; Insecta; Orthoptera; Gryllidae. The record is from the annotation of a GenBank genome assembly.